AUGCCAAAGAAACGACGAGGUAGAGGAAGCGAGACGCAUUCCGAAGCUUCUGACGAGCCAUAUCAUCCAAAAUCUAAUGGAAGCUCAAAGACAGAGGAAGACUCAAGCGCGCGACUCUCUGAAAAAACCAUUACAGCCAAAAACAAAAAUUGGCGGAAUAUGAUACAGCGGACAAUAUGGACCUUUAUAAUGAUUGGUGGAUUUUUUGCAGCAAUAGCGGCCGGACACGUAUGGGUCAUCAUACUGGUGGUUGCUAUCCAGACAAUGGUAUAUAAAGAAGUGAUUGCGCUCGGGGUUCCAAGCAAGGAACAAAAGCUUCCAUGGUUUAGAACGUUGAAUUGGUUUUUACUUCCUGUGUCUCUGGUGAUAUGUAACGAUAUUUUCGCAUAUGUCUGCGGAAAACUGUUCGGAAAAAAGAUUUUCGGAAACAGGAUGUUGUUACAACUUAGUCCAAAUAAGACGUUCGAGGGAUUUGUUGGGGCGUGGAUAUGUACAAUCAUAUUUGGUCUGUUGUGGGCUUCACUUCUUAUGCGAUGGAAUUACAUGAUAUGUCCAGUAAAGGAUCUCAGCGCAAAUGUAUUCACCGGCUUACAAUGUGAUAUUAACCCAGUAUUCAUUCCUCAACAAUAUGCACUGAAACCAUGGCUAACGGGGCUGUUUAGACGAGUUACACAUAGCGAUAUUCGUAGUGUAUGGAUUGCGCCUCUUCAGUGGCAUGUAUUUGUGAUGGCGUGUUUCGCGUCAUCAAUUGCACCGUUCGGCGGUUACUUUGCUAGUGGACUAAAACGAGCCUUAGGAAGAAAGGAUUGGGGAGACUCUAUUCCUGGACACGGUGGAAUGACAGAUCGGAUGGAUUGUCAGUUCCUGAUGGGGAUGUUUUCGUUCAUGUAUUAUCAGAGUUUCAUCAAGACAUACGCACACAAAUGUAUCUCCAUUUCAACCGGCUCCAUCCUCGAACUAGUAGUCAAUGACCUCCAGUCGUCGUCACAACUUGAACUGUAUCACAACCUGAAACAGUACUUAGAUGGACAGGGGUUGUUGGACGAAUGA
Molecule: messenger RNA, 1050 nt
Organism: Ambispora gerdemannii
Lineage: Eukaryota; Fungi; Glomeromycota; Glomeromycetes; Archaeosporales; Ambisporaceae
Source: the annotation of a GenBank genome assembly